AUGCAGGGUGGUGAGGAAAAAUUUCGGAAAGCAUGGGCACAGAUCUGUGAGAUAAGUCGAAAGGGUUAUGAAAAAGUAUAUCAACACCUUGGAGGCCACUUAGAAGAAAAUGGUGAAAGCUUUUAUAAUCCAUACAUUCCUGGGACUCUAGAUUUGCUAAGGGAAAGGGGAUUGAUUGAAGAAAGUGAAGGAGCUCAAGUGAUCUUCAUUGAAGGAAAAAAGAUCCCUCUUAUUGUUGUGAAAAGAGAUGGAGGUUUCAACUAUGCUUCAACAGAUCUUGCAGCUUUGUGGUAUCGGCUUAAUGAGGAAAAAGCUGAGUGGAUUAUAUAUGUGACUGAUGUAGGCCAACGAGAGCACUUUGAAAUGUUCUUCACUCUAAGUCAACUUUACACAGUGUUAGUUAGUACUACACUACUAUAG
This is a messenger RNA of Lactuca virosa, 420 nucleotides long. NCBI's taxonomy places the organism in Eukaryota, Viridiplantae, Streptophyta, Magnoliopsida, Asterales, Asteraceae. The record is from the annotation of a GenBank genome assembly.